Messenger RNA from Vigna angularis (adzuki bean), 1254 nucleotides. RefSeq names its product LEAF RUST 10 DISEASE-RESISTANCE LOCUS RECEPTOR-LIKE PROTEIN KINASE-like 2.5. Gene Ontology annotation, biological process: protein phosphorylation. The record is from RefSeq and is a predicted model, not a curated record. Bases 1 to 1137 code for a protein of 378 amino acids. The transcript has a single exon. Gene Ontology annotation, molecular function: ATP binding; protein kinase activity. NCBI's taxonomy places the organism in Eukaryota, Viridiplantae, Streptophyta, Magnoliopsida, Fabales, Fabaceae.
AUGGUCACAGCUGUACCUAUUUAUGUGUUAACAGGUGUUACAAGUUCAGCAAUUGCAGCCGUAUUGAUAUUAAUUUCAAUUUUGUGUGUAAGACACAAGUCACCAAUAUGGCAAGCAAAUUUUGGGUUGGCUUCAAGAAGUAAUAAAAAUAUCGAAGCAUUCCUUAAAAUUCAUGGCCCUCUAGCUCUGAAAAGAUAUAAACUAUCAGAUGUUAAGAAAAUGACCAAGAACUUCAGAGUAAAGCUGGGACAAGGUGGUUUUGGUGCAGUGUACAAGGGAGAGUUAUCCGAUGGUGGUUUUGUGGCUGUAAAGAUGUUGAGUGCAUCCAAAAAAAAUGGUGAAGAAUUUGUGAACGAGGUUGCCAGCAUCAGUAGAACUUCUCAUGUUAACGUUGUCUCUCUUCUUGGAUUUUGUUUGAAAGGUCACAAGAGAGCUCUCGUCUAUGAAUUCAUGUCCUAUGGUUCCCUUGACAAAUUCAUUUACAGAACAAGAGAUGAAACCCUUCCACCCUUGUGUUGGAGUAUUAUAUAUCAAAUUGCAAGGGACAUAGCUCGAGGCUUAGAAUACUUGCAUAAGGGAUGCAACACUCGAAUUUUUCACUUUGACAUAAAACCACAUAACAUUCUUCUGAAUGAGAACUUCUGUGCAAAGAUAUCUGAUUUUGGGUUGGCAAAACUGUGCCCUAGGAAUGAAAGUAUCCUUUCCCUUUCAGAUGCUAGAGGAACAAUGGGGUAUGUAGCUCCAGAAAUUUGGAGUAGAAAUUUUGGAAGAGUUUCACAUAAGUCAGAUGUUUAUAGUUACGGAAUGAUGCUGCUGGAGAUGGUGGGAGGGAGGAAGAACGUCAAUGGUGAAGCAAGUAAUACAAGUGAGAUAUACUUCCCACACUGGGCAUACAAUAAGCUUGAGUUGGACAAUGAAUUGAGACCAGAUAUGGAGAUGACAGCAGAAGAAAAUGAGAUUGCAAAGAGGUUGGCGAUGGUGGGUUUAUGGUUUCAAACGUUUCCUAAUGAUAGACCUACAAUGAGCAGAGUGAUUGAUAUGUUGGAAGGUAGCAUGGAUUCCUUACAAAUCCCACCCAAACCUUUGCUUUCUUCUCCCAUUAGAUCACUGCCGGAAUAUUCCAUCUCCCGAAAUUAAGCACCCUGCAUAUUUGAUUAAUUUCCCGACUUAUAUCAUAAAAUGAAUCGCUGUUUAUAAUUGUUAGCUCUUUCCUAUCAUCCAGAAAAAACAGGCAGAACCUUAUCUUACAGUUAC